Messenger RNA from Dentiscutata erythropus, 175 nucleotides. NCBI's taxonomy places the organism in Eukaryota, Fungi, Glomeromycota, Glomeromycetes, Diversisporales, Gigasporaceae. The record is from the annotation of a GenBank genome assembly.
UAGUUGUAGUAAAACAACCUGAAUUACCUACCUCAGAAACAGAAUUUAUUGAUAUUUUUUUUAAAGAGAAUUUAGAACAGUUAAAUAAGUAUAAAUCAUUAUUUAAAGAUAUAUCUGAUGAUGAUGAAAAAGAAAAAACUUAUGCUGUAAUUUGCCAAAAGGAUAUUUGUGAAAG